AUGGACUCAGAAUAUAGUGAAUCAGAAUACGAUCCGAAUGAUGAGCGUUGGGAUGAUUGGGAGGAAGAAGAGGGAGAUCAACAGGACAUUAAAUGUUUAUUUUGUGAUGAAUUAUUCCCUUUGGCGAACAACUUAUUUGGCCAUUGUUCGCGUCAUCACGGAUUUGAUUUUCAAAAAACGCGUACAGAAUUGAAACUCGAUUUUUAUCAAUGCAUUCGCCUGAUAAAUUAUAUUCGCCAGCAGGUUUUGGAAAAAUCCGAAAUUACUAUACCAAAUAUACGAGAGAUCCUCAACGAUGAUGUUUACCUUAAACCAACACUUGAAGGAGAUCCCUUAUUAUAUGGUACCAUACAUAAAGAAUAUGACUUAGUUGUAAUAUUGAUUUUAAUUUAUCAAAGUAUUGACGUCGAUCCUACCACGCCUUUAGAACAUGAACUUUUAAAAAAGCUUCGUCUUUCAGAGGAACGACUUUUUAACACCGAAGUAAGGCUUAAAACCAUUGAAUCACAAUUCGACGAAUAUCGUAGUAUGGUCAAAGAAUCCUUCUUUGACGUUUAUUCCGAUUUAGUAAGCGAACGGUCAACAAAAUCUUUAAAAGGAUCAAGCUGUUAUGAAGAUAGGACAAAUUAUUAUUUUAACUCUUAUGCAAAAAACGAUAUUCACGAAGAAAUGUUAAAAGACCGAAUUCGCACUGAAAGUUACCGAGACUUUAUUUAUGAAAAUAAAGACAUCUUCAAAAACAAGAUUGUACUGGAUGUCGGAUGCGGUACUGGUAUAUUAUCGAUGUUUGCGGCAAAAGCGGGCGCGUCCAAAGUUAUCUCCGUGGAAAAGUCGGAUAUAAUAGAAAGAACUAAAAAAAUUGUCGAAGAGGUGAAUCUUCCUGUACAAAAAGUAGAUAUAAUAAUUUCCGAGUGGAUGGGGUAUUUCUUAUUCUUUGAAGCUAUGUUGGACUCGGUGAUAGCAGCGCGUGAUAAAUGGCUGGCACCAGGCGGCAUUCUUGCGCCCAGUCAUUGUCGUCUUUUAUUAACAGCAAUUGAAGAUGAAGAAUUAUUCAAUGACACUUUUAACUUUUGGAAUGAUGUCUACGGGUUUAAAAUGACGGCCAUGAAAUCUCCCAUAAAAACUUCGGUCAUAGUAGAAUAUGUGAAAUCGCAGGCUAUAAUUACAAAUGUCGUGCCUGUUAAGGAUGUGCCCCUACAUACAAUCCAUAAAGUCCAGUUAGAUUUUACGUCUCCAUUUACCUUGGUGUCCACUCGAGAUGGUUAUAUUCAUGGAUUCUUGGGAUAUUUUGACACAUGGUUUACACGUGACGAUCGUGAAAUUCCAUCAUCUCAGAACAUUGAUGAUAAAAUUGAAGGGGUUUUAAGUUUUACCACAGGCCCCCAAGGUGAAGUUACUCAUUGGAGACAAACCAUUUUUUUCUUGGAGCAUAGCAUAAAAGUUGAAAAAGGUACAAUAAUUAAUGGAACAAUUGAUUGCAAAAAAAGUAUAGAAAACCCGCGUGAUCUUGAUUUCGAGAUUCGUUAUCAAGUAGUGAAUCAAAAGGAGGAAGAUCCAAAACAACGUAUACAAAAGUUUUAUUUGCGAUAA
Messenger RNA from Funneliformis mosseae, 1590 nucleotides. The record is from the annotation of a GenBank genome assembly. Lineage: Eukaryota; Fungi; Glomeromycota; Glomeromycetes; Glomerales; Glomeraceae.